Molecule: messenger RNA, 654 nt
Organism: Seminavis robusta
Lineage: Eukaryota; Bacillariophyta; Bacillariophyceae; Naviculales; Naviculaceae
Source: the annotation of a GenBank genome assembly
AUGAAAGUUGGACUGGCCUGUAUUUUGGUGGCUUUGCUUUUCUAUGUCUCUGCUGCUGCCCCCGCUGGUACGACAGGUAGUGCUGUCAUCCUUCCCUCGGGCAAUGAGCUCAGGGGAAGUGCUACCGAUGUCAUGCUAGUGUCUGUCGUUUCGGUAGAUGCCAAGCUACAAUCAAAGACAGGCGAUCCCUGUGUCACGGAUUUCGACGUCAAGGGAAGGGUCAUUUCGGUCAAUGCUACUUCCGUGGAUGUUGUCGAAGGUGAUUUGAUAUCCUUUGGUUCCUACGAUGUGGACAAGGAAGCUCUAGGAUGCCUGGGGUAUGCUGUUGGCCCGUUGCCUCCUCUCAAACUGGAGCCAGGAUGGUGUGGCAAGGUCUAUCUCAAGUCGAAUCAAGAUGGAGAUUUGUCAAUCGCCGCCUACGGACAUAGUUUUGUCUCUGCCGCCGACCCGGAUGACUGCAAAAAGGCCCUGGAUGGGCAUGUCAAGGCACUCGAUGUUGGCGGCAUUGAUGCUACUGGGGCAGACUUGAUUGACGUGGACGCUUAUGAGGAUGACGAAGAGGAUGGAGACAGCGACACAAAUUCUGUCGCCUCCGUGGUCCACAGCAUAAUACCGGCCAUAUCCGGAACAGCCAUGUUGUCGUUGCUUCUCUAA